ACACUUGUAAACAAACGCUUCGUGAUGAGGCCUUCCAGCCACAGCAAGAGGCGAAAUUUCAGCGAACAGGAGAAAACUCUCUUAUUCUCUCUGAUCAGCAAGGAAAAACAUGUGCUGGAGUGCAAGGACAUUAAGGCCCACACCCUCGAGGAGAAGAGAAAGAGCUGGGAAAAGAUAACACUUACUUUUAAUGCAGAUACGAGCGUGGUUGUUAUUCCUCGCACCGUCGAAGAACUCCGCAAGUGCUGGAUGAAUCAGAGAUACAGGGAGAAGCAAAUUGCAGCGGCCGAAAGAAAGAGACCGGAUUGUCCACAGCAGUACGGGGAAAAUCCGACCUCCCCAACGACUAUGAACGUUGAGGUAGAUCCUGUCAUACUCAAUCGUUCGCCGGAACCAGUACAAAACUCUUGGGAAGAUGACCUUAGCAUCAAGAAUGAAGAUGAUGGACAGAUACAGGGACAGCAGCAAACUCUACAAACUGUACAUCAUCAACAGUCACAGCAGCAGCAGCAACAACAACAACAACAACAACAACAACAACAACAACAACAACAACAACAACAACAACAACAACAACAACAACAACAACAACAACAACAACAACAUCAACCACAACAACAGCAACUUCAGCAACAGCAGCAGUCACAACAACUUCAACAUCAACAGCAGCAAGAACAGCAACAACAACAGCAGCAUCAGCAGCAACAACAGCAGCAACAACAACAACAGCAGCAGCAAUUGGAAAACACCGGAAGAGCAGUGUUUGCAAUGAGCACACUACCACUAGGUAUACAAACAAAUGUUACACAGAGAAGUAAUUACCGGCCAAUAGCACCGGCUCCACCACCACCUCCUCCUCCUCCCCCUCAAGUACAACAAGCCAAUGUCAAUAAUGCAGUGAUACCAGGAGUACAGCACAUCACAGCAACAAGGAACCUACAGUUUGAUAAUGGCACAACAGCUGUGUCGACUCCUGUGUCAACGAUAUGCCCUAGCACAGCUGUUACCAGUAUUGCAAACAAUCCCAUGGACUGGCCAGAAACCACAGUAUCGAGCUCAGGUAAUUCCUGUAGCUCUACAUGGCCAGCAUCUGUUCGAACAUCACAGAAAAGAAAACUAGACAUGUUACUUGACCAAGAUAGACAGUUAGCAAGUAAACAACUAGUCACAGCCAAACUAGAGGAAGAAAAAGGUAGAUUACAAUUGAGAAUACUUCAUGAACAAUUAAAAAAUGUACAAAGAGAAACCCAUCUUAUUGACAGAAAGAUAGCUCUAGCUGACAGAAAAAUACAGUAUUGGGACAAAGUAUUGAAAAAUGGAGGUGACGAACAUUUUUUGUCCCAUAUGUGAGAAUGGGAAAAGAAGUUUAAUAAUUUUGUGAAACUGUGUAUGACUGCAAAACAAUGUGUAAAAACAUUGAGGUUCUGUAAAUGCAAAAUCUUGCAUCAGUUAUGCAGGAUUAAGGAUUAAGAAGUAAAAAAUAAUGUGCUUCAUAUCCCACGAAAAAGGAGAUUUUGAGAUAUUUUGUUUAUUAUUAAUUUCAUCAUGGAAGCAUAUCUGAAGAAGUCAUUGAAAUUGAAAACAAUAUAUACUUUGUCGUAUAGAACUAAACCUUCAAUUUUGUAGGUUCCAUUGAUACUAGUGAUCUGUUGACAAUUGAAAUGUGAUGUCCAGUGAUAAGACCAUGUGUCUUUAAAAUCUCCAUAUAUGAGAAAUGAACAUAAAAAAAUAUUUUGAUUUAUGUGAUAUUUUGAAUCUACUUGAAGCAAGUUGAGGCAAUACCAUUGUUCAUGAUCAAUAAAGUGCAUUGUGUGAAAGUGAACACCAGUUAAUAGGACUACAAAGCCUUGCAUAUUUUAAGGUACUUGAUAUCUCUUAAAGAGACAGUAUUGACUCAGGAAGAAUGAAACCACUGAGACAUUUUAAAUAGUUAGUUUGUAGAUAGUUUUUUGUAAUGUUAAUGAUAAAUUUGAGUAACACAUUUUAAAGUGUUAAAUGUUUAAUUACUUUUAAUACAAGAAGAGAGCUUUAAUUAAAGUUAAUUUCAAUGUGAAUAUUGAAAGCAAAAUUGAUAUGAUUCAAAGAAGUACUGGCAGUGAAUUUACGAUCAUAUUAUGUGAUAUAUGUUAAAUUUGUAGUUGCAUAUGCAUUUAAUUUGUAAUAAUAACUAUAUUGAAUCUUUUAGCUCUUCAUUGAUUUGGCUUUGUUUAUCAUCUGAUGGAGUUUUGUAUAUUUUCUUUUGCAAAUAAUGUUUGAAUGUUUCCAUUAGACAAGGAAUAUAUAUAGAUUUUUCAUAAAGAAGUAGUGGUGUAUAUUUUGAUAUAACAUUUUGUGCAUUUAAUAUACAGGAUUUAUAUUCUUAUGUAAAUAUUGUACAGAAUAAUUUAUUUAAUAUCUUUGUCAGGAGGCAAUAACAGUAUUGUGAAUGUAGAGGAAAUCCCCCAAAAUGGAAUUUUCGUAGUCAGCUAGAAAAUAAUAGCUUUUGUUUGAAGUGCUCUCUAUGUUUAAAAAGUUUAUUUAAAUUUAUUUUAUGUAUUUAUGUACAGUAUAUGAGUAGUCCAGUAGUGUUUGCAGAACUUUGUAGAUGUCUAAAAAAUUUGCUCUUUUAAGCUUGUCAGCUGAGAUUAAGCAUACCAGUACAUCAGCCAAGUUCAAAAUUUGAGGAAGGCACAAGUUUAGUUCUUAUGAAAAAAAAGAAAAGAAAAAAGACUUGAGUAUCUAAGGUAUGAGACAGCCAAACCAAUGGAGGGAUAUAGGAUUUAAAAGUAUUCUUUGUGUUGCAUCAUUCUGUAAUAGUAAUGAUGUCAGGCUUGUACAAGGAAAUUUCUUUUUAAAUAUGCAACAUUAUGAGAGUAUGUACUGCAAAGCUUGUAUUUUCAGUUUAUGGUAUAUACAGAAUUUCUUAUUAAGACAAAUAUUUAUUGAGAACCAGAAAUAUUGA
This is a messenger RNA of Penaeus indicus, 2941 nucleotides long. RefSeq names its product signal transducer and activator of transcription C-like. The transcript has 3 exons. The record is from RefSeq and is a predicted model, not a curated record. The coding region runs from base 25 to 1350 and encodes 441 amino acids. NCBI's taxonomy places the organism in Eukaryota, Metazoa, Arthropoda, Malacostraca, Decapoda, Penaeidae.